GGGGCAGGCCAGAAAGGGACCCAGUCUAAUUACAAACUUAAUUCCACUUACCUGGGAGUAAACUCCCUAGAGUGCAAUGCACUUUCCUUCUUAGAAGACAAGUAUUUCUCCACCGCCACCUCCUUCUUGGUUUCAUUCACUCCUUCCUGCCUGGCCAAACAGAAUAUUGGUGAGGCGAAGGCAAAGCUGAGGCCUGCCCCAAAAGAACCUUCCCUCAACAGGUUGCUGUUCCGUGUUGCUCCACUACAUAUCACUAGCCAAGCAGGCCCUGCCCUCUGGAGUUCUGCCGCCAUGGAAACGCGAUCCCUUCUCAGGCAAAUAAUUGGCUACGGCAUGCCCUUUGGCGUCCUUAUUCUUUUGACCGUGGCUGCACAUGUUGAUGGGCAAGUUUCUGCUACUUCAGACACACGGCCUGUGGGGACCACCAUCUUUCCCCCCACGUCAACUUUCACAACUGAAAGGGUGGGCACAGAGCUUGCAACCUCUGCCUCUCCAGCCAAGCCUUCAGCUCUCCCCUUGUCUCAGCCCACUGCUGCAGCUAAAAAACUGUCUCUAAAAGCAGCCACUACAGAGACUGCUCUCCAAGAUAGCAGCACAGAUGAAGAUGAAACUAUCACCAACAAUACAUCAGGCCGCCAUCCCUCUACCGGCCCUGCGAUCAGCCUUACCACAGAAGCAGCUGUUGUGGGACAAAAAUUUGCAAUCAGCCCUACCACAGAAGCAGCUGUUGUGGGACAAAAAUUUGCAAUCAGCCCUACCACAGAAGCAGCUGCUGUGGGACAAAAAACUGGUACAACCAGUGGCGUAGCAAACCCUCUCAAUACAACAACAGCCCCUCUCGAGACUACCGUUGGGGGUAUAUCUGGCCUCAAACCAAGGUCAAAUUCAAAACAGACUACCAAGGGUGAAGCACAGCCAAGUCCGAAGCCAGAACAAGAUGUGGUAGAUGACACCAAAACAAUGGACAACCGCACCCAUUGGCCUGCUCAGUGGCCCUCAACCACGACAGCUGUCCCCCAAACAACAAGCCCUGUCCUUGGCCCAAGAGCAAGUUCUGAGAAGAGCCAGACUGGAAUAAUUGUGGCCGCUGUCCUCUGUGCCCUUCUGUUCCUGAUCCUCUUGACUGCCGUCCUCCUUUGCAGGCGAAGGCGCCGCUCUGGCUCAACCAGCUUCAACGAGGGGUGGGCAGGGCAGGUGGCGCUGCCAGACGACUCGGCCUUGGAUCGUGAUGUUGAGCAAGGGGCAGCGCCUGCAAAGGAAGAGGAGACCAAGCGCAACACACUCAUCACGUUCUCCGGCAAGCGUCAGUCGAGGGUGCCUUCGGUGGCCAUGGAGGAAAUAGGCGAGAAAGGAGAGAGCGGGGAGAACCAGAAACUGCUUUGUGGAGAUGCUGGCGGAGGCUCCAGCCCAGAGGCUUCUGGGCAAGCAAAUGGUAAACUCCCAGAAUCCACCAUGCAGUCCUCUCAGGAGAUGGUGUUCCCUCCACCCCCAGCUAACCAGGAGUAGCCUCUUCCUAAAAGACCAACGGAGGACACACUUCUUAUGCCCCUUUCUACCCCCAUUCCAGUAUAUUAGGACACUCCAUUGGCCCUGUUCCCGGUCCGUUCGGAGCUGGUGGAAGGGCGGAGGAGCCCAGGAGAGAAACGCUUGCACCACCAGUGUUUCCGACCACAUCCUUUUUCCUGUUUGUAUGGUAUCUGCAAGGUAGAGACAGUGAUCUUAAACCAGGAGUCCUGGUUUCCCAGCCACCUUUAGUUUCACCAAACCUCUUUUUCCUUCUAGAAGACAAGGGGUUUGAGCUGUUGCUUUUUCGCAGCUGUGCAGAAAACACCUUGGUGUGGUUGUACAGGUGGAAAAUCCAGGGCUACAAAGAGGAGGGAGGUUGCGCUGGAGAAACAACGGCCUUCUAUUUGUAGCAGAAAGUCUUGGUUGCCAUUUUCAGAAAGAGGGUGAAUUGACGACGUCAAAUUUGCUGCAAUUUUCCACAAUGUCGAAAACAGUUGUGGGCAAUGAGCCCUAUUAUCAGAACCAGUUUGCAGGGGACUUUUAACACAGAAGUGCGAAUAGGCUAACCAGUUAUUGCAACCCUAUCCAGGCCAGUGGGCAUGUAGGUUCAUAUGGACACUCUUCUCAUUUAAUUCAGGUAUCAUCCCAAAUCUUUCCAACCAGACAGCUUACUGCUUUGUAUCAUAUCAAAAGUACAUCUUUUCAAGCAGCCAGUGAAUGAAUCUUUAUUAGCUAAUUCUCCAAGAUCUGUUGCAGGGUAAGCGGAGUAUAGAUGUUCAUAAUUUAAAGUAGACCACAAAUGGGAGGAGUAUAGCUGGAGUAAUGGGCAAUAUUUAUUUCUGGAUAACCAUUACAGUUAAGUGGGUUUUCAGGACCCAUUAUUACAGAUUGUUGCCUCUUAAUAUGCUUCGGUCAUUCUUUUGGACCAAUUAUCAAGGCGUUGAAGUGGGUGGGAUGUGGGUUCUCCGUGAUUUAUUUCUAACUCCCUUGGAGUGAGAGGCAACAAUUUCCUGAGAGGUAGAUACAUUAGUGUGCAGCAGCAAAAGCAACAAAGAGGCUUAGGGCACCUUUAGAGACAAAUGGAUUAAUAGCAGCACAAGCUUUCGUGAACUUGAAUCCUCUUUAUCUGAUGAAGUGGCUUCUAAUCCACGAAUUCUUAUGCCACAUACAAAAUUUGUUUGCCUAAGAUGAAAGAAGCCACACUGUUGUUUUGGCUGAGAUAACAUGUGGUAAUCAUCUCGCACUUAUUAGUACAAAAUAGUUAAUGAUACUUUUGUGAAUAGGCACUUAGGGAAACCAAACCAAAGAAUCUACAAAAGCUUUUUACUGGUUUUCUGAAAGCCAGUGUUAGGGCACCACAAGAUAGAUGCUUUAGAAUCCUCACAGAAUUACAGGUUCCAAAGUUCACUGGAGGAGAAAACAUGGCAAUUAUCCUGGUUUUGGUCCAGUUUAGAUUUCUGCUGCAGGUCAUAAUCUGUGACAGUGUUUGCCCGCACAAGCCCCAAUGAAACAAAUAGGAAGACCUGUGCAAGAAGCCAUCUGCCAUUUCCCCUACUUGCCUCUCCUCCUCUGGAUAACCCUGUCUAGUGUUCACUGUAUGUUCAAUUGCUGUUUGCAUCAAUUUGUUGUGUUUUUUUGCAGAGAUUUAUUUUUGUGUGUUGCCGUAUCAAAAUAUAUCAAUAAAGAAGUUUUACUUUGGUUUAA
Podarcis muralis (Common wall lizard) is the source of this 3210-nucleotide messenger RNA. It is a transcript of the gene SPN, whose product is annotated as sialophorin. The record is from RefSeq and is a predicted model, not a curated record. Lineage: Eukaryota; Metazoa; Chordata; Lepidosauria; Squamata; Lacertidae. Gene Ontology annotation, cellular component: external side of plasma membrane. Gene Ontology annotation, molecular function: heat shock protein binding; transmembrane signaling receptor activity. Gene Ontology annotation, biological process: type II interferon production; regulation of T cell migration; regulation of T cell activation.